AUGUAUCCUAUGCGGGUGUUUGUUUGGACCAAAGAUUUUCAUGUGCAUAGGGAUUCUUCAUUGGUUCCGGCUUGGGUAUCGUUGCCAAUGCUUCCGAUCCACUUUCAUGACAAGCACUCUUUGUUUUCAAUCUUAUCUCCAGUUGGAAAACCUCUGUUUUUGGAUUUGGCCACUGCGGCAGGUAUGAGACCAAGCGCGGUCAGGGCAUGUGUCGAAAUUGACUUAUUGAAGCCAAUUUGUGGACAAGUGUGGGUAACAGUUGAAGGAGAAAAUGGUUCCUGGCAGAAAAUAGUGAUUGAUGAGUUACCUAAGUGUUGUUCGAAUUGUUGGCGGUUGGGACAUUCAAUGGAGGAGUGCACGAAGAACAACGUAGAAGUUGGGACCUUUAAAUCACAGAACCAGAAGCAGCCUGUUUAUCAUGUCGUGCAAAAUGCCAGCACGAAGGUUGUGGAAACUGCAGAAAAGCCUGCGAUGGAAGCCAAUUUGGCUAUACGACCUUCAGCGAUUGGAGGGGAUGGGUUGCAGGAUAAGCCAACCUCGGUUAUGCCUAUAAGGGAUUCAGAGACUAUGGUCUUGAUCAAACUUGGAUCACAAGGGGUUAGGACAGAGGCCUCAACAUAUGGUGAGAAUGGUCAGGUAGUAACAAUGAGGCAAUGUGUUCUAGAAGUUGGGGUAAAUGACAGUGAAAGUGAGCGGCUGAUUAAUGCUUUAGCAGGGAAUAUGGUUGCGCCUUCUGUGUUACACGCGGUAGAUAUUCUAGUAGCGUUGUAG
Coffea eugenioides is the source of this 771-nucleotide messenger RNA. RefSeq lists its product as uncharacterized. NCBI's taxonomy places the organism in Eukaryota, Viridiplantae, Streptophyta, Magnoliopsida, Gentianales, Rubiaceae. Bases 1 to 771 code for a protein of 256 amino acids. The transcript has 2 exons. The record is from RefSeq and is a predicted model, not a curated record.